This is a messenger RNA of Calliphora vicina (urban bluebottle blowfly), 3714 nucleotides long. RefSeq lists its product as uncharacterized. The coding region runs from base 188 to 3640 and encodes 1150 amino acids. The transcript is spliced from 4 exons. The record is from RefSeq and is a predicted model, not a curated record. Lineage: Eukaryota; Metazoa; Arthropoda; Insecta; Diptera; Calliphoridae.
AAUAUUCUUUAACAGAAACACACAUCCCGCAUAACAACAUUUAUGAUAACAAUCAUCAAAUAGUGAUCAAUUAUAUAUUUUUAGUUUUUAAUUGACUCUUAAUUGAUGAAGAUCUCGGUAGUAAAGCGAACAAAACGAAAAAAAAUACAUAAAAAAUAAACUAAAAUUUAAAAAGCCUACAAAAAAAAUGGGUCGUUCUAGUUCAAAACCUUUACAAAAACCCAAUAAUCCUUUGCAGGAAAUACAAUACAAAGAGUCGCAAAGAGAACGCACCCGCCUGCAGCAGGAGAAAGAGAAAAAACAAAUUGCUCGGCUACAAAAGAAACAAGCGAAAAAGCAAAAAAAGUCCAAACGUAAACAACGUCCAUCCUGUAGUCAGGACCCAGCAUUACAACUUGCAGCAUCUCAGCCCUGCAUACGUCAGCGUGGUAGUGGCGAGAGUCCACAAUCGCAAACGAGUUUCAAUUAUCACACUAUGCGUUAUGAUUUUCGGCGCCAGGAUUUAAAUCGUCAAUUGGAAACGAAAAUACAAAAACUGUUAAAUGAAGACUUGUGUGAAUUUAUUUUAAAUCAAAUGGCCCUGACUAUGCAGUUUUUUAAAAACUAUGAAAGUGAACUCUCCACUAUGGCAGAAGAUAUGUUGAACAGUGAAAAACAACUCAAUAACAAUUUGGAAGAACAUUCGAUUCUGCUAACAAACCCCCUAGAUAUGGCGGUAGCAAAAUGGAUAAACUACAAGCCCUUCCAUGGCGCCGACAAGAAUAAUGUUCAACUUUUGCAGACUCAAACCAUCUAUGUAGUAUUUGAAAAUAUCGAUAUCGCCCGACCCAAUGAUGCCAAUUACGAUUCCAUAUCUCCUCUGUGUAAAGUUGAUAUGGAAUUGGAUUUCCGUGAGACUACACCGUGUAAGGAGGACUAUAUGCAAAUGCUUAACAACAUCAAAUGGAAGGGUUAUGUGCGCCUAAGAUUACGUGAGGAUCCUAAAAAUUCCAAGACUCUAGCAGGGGACUUUGAAGAUAUCUACAGUGAAGGCAGUUCGGGCUAUGGCACAACAAGUCCUUACAGCAGUAAAACUAUUUUAAAUACUUACGAUAAUGACACCGAACAAGACUAUGAUUACGCGUUUAUAUCACAUUUGAAUACUCAACAUCCUCUCAGAGAGCUUAAAAUGUCAAAUACCCGGGAACAGCAUAGAAUAGAUGCCAAAGUUUUGCCCGAAUCUUGUGUAUCAUCGUUGGGUAAUUUUGUGCAGCCUUUGCAGGAAGAAGAAUUUACCGAUGAUGAGGAGGACAGUGAAAGUGAAUAUGAGGAUAGUGAUGGCUGUGAGAGAGUUGAGGAUUAUAGAGAUUAUGACACUUUGCAGGCCAUUAAACUAUACCGCAUUGAGUUGGAGAAAAGGCGCAAGCUGUUGGCCCAAAAUUACUUAAAUUCUCGAGAAUUUAUGAAAUAUUUUGGGGAAUUGGUGCGCAAAAAAUUGGCUGAACAAUUAAAUAUCACGGAAAUGGAUUUAAAUGAGGCCACUUAUCGAGGCACUUCUAUAUACACCAGCAAAUAUGAACUAAUACCGGCCAUCUAUGCCGCCCAAAAUGUAUCGGACUGGCCCAAGUGUGCCUUUGAGUUUAGACUCAGAGAUCGUCCAGUUUCCACCAAUCCCCAAACGGGACAACAAAUACAAUGGCCCACUAGAGCCAUGAUUAAGCGCAUAGAAACAUUUGGUUUUCAUGUCAUACCCAUGGGCUAUGCUCCCAAAAAGAAACGUAAUCCUUUUAGGGAAAUCGAAUGGCGUAUAGUGUUUCCCAAGGCCGAGCGUUAUCUGGAACAGCAUUUGACUAGUGCUCAGGUUAAAGUCUACAUGAUGGCCAAAGCUUUAAUCAAAAGUUUCGUAGAGCCUCUGGAAAAGAACAAGGCUUUAAUGUUUGCUUUAGAUCAUUUGCGCAUGCAUUUAUUUUGGGAGUGCGAAAGAGACUACACUGCCUGGCCCGAAGAGUUCUUGGGUGAAGUGCUGCUACGUUUUAUUAAUUCUUUCAAGCAGAGAGUUAAAGAGAAGCAACUAAGUGAUUAUUUCAUAAGAGAGCGUAAUUUGUUCGAAAGCAUACCCGAAUAUUCUCUCAACACUUUGUACACAAUUUUGGCUGAUAUCACGGCUAAUCCGGUAAUGCAUCUUAUGAUAGCCUUCCGUAAUCUGGAAUUUGUAGCUGACUACUUUCCCAAAUUGAACUUUAAAAAGUUGUACGAAAACUUAAUGGAAAAUGACAUGGUGAAAUUGAAAAUGUUAGCCAAGAAUGCUCGAUCUCUAAUUGAUUUGGUGCAAGAGAAUGAGGAUGAAUCGUGUUUGAUGCCCGAUGAGGGAGCCAAAGGUUUGUUGGGCAUAAAGCAUCAUCAUGUCCGAACAAACGGUAAACUGAGACGUAAAACCCAUUUAUUAAGGCACAAUAUAGAAAUGAAGAAGCAGGAAAUGCUGGCCAAAAGACGUUCGGUGGAGUCAAUAGAUGUAGAGUUCUUUUUCAAGCGCAACAUUAAAUCCUCCCACACACGACAACUCAAUCAAGGAGUGGAAAACCUUCGACGCACCAAUAUCUUGGAAAUUGUACUCGAUCAUUUAUUGGAAAUGGCCGCUAAAGCUAUACAAUUUCAUGCCGUGGUAAUGGCCAGGACAUAUUUAUCUCAGGCACGCAGAUUAUGUAAAUGUUAUCACAACUACGGCUGCGAUAUAGGCGCCAAAGAAUAUUUGGCCUCCAUACACAAUCUCGAUGAAGAAUUGCAAAUCAUUUAUGACAAAGAAGACUUUUCCAUGGGACCACCUUCAUUGCCAAGAAGAAUAAGUACGGAACCAGUUUUGCCGGAAGUACCACAAAGUAUUGAAGAAAAUUCCUUUAAUUUAUAUGAAGAAAUGUUACCACAAGACAAUGUAGCAGCCUCGCCGGAUAUAAAGAAAUGUUUGAAAUUUCGAACUGGUAGGGACAGUGUUAUGGAUGAAGUGGUAGAGAGAAGUGAACCUGCCUCACCUAUACGAUCACCAGAACCUAGAAAAUCUAUUAAAUUUCGCAAUGUAGUGGUUGAGGUACAGCCUGGAGAUAUCAGUCCCAUACAUUCAAUUACUGGACUGGAUACAGAAAUUAAAACUUGUUUAAAAAACCCUAGCAGAAUAUCAAGUCCUUCUGAGAAUAUAAAUCCUCUUAGAUCACCUGAACCUAGAAAAUCGAUUAAGUUUCGGGAUAAAGUAAUCAUGGUACAUCAAGGCGAUGUGAAUCCUACACAAAAACCUCAAGGCUACAGUCCAGUUAGUAUUCUAAGAUCUAAGGCAGAAACCAAACAAAUCGAAGACCAUAACUCUGAAAGUGAAGAUGAUGAAAUUGAAGAGUUAGACGAAGAAGAAAAUGAAAAAUCUUGUGGUAACUCCACCCUCAACGAUAAACAGUCCUUAAUACCAUCUUAUCUUCGUAGCAAAUUAAAAAGUUCCUCCGAUUUCAUAAAGUCUUCACCCAUAGGCAAUUCAGAGAUAUUUCAAAAUAUUUCUCAGAAUACCAACCACUUUCUUAAUGAUAUGACGGCCGAAGAGAAAAAGGCUCAUAUACGUGAAAUGCUAAAACGUAAAACUCUACGGCUAAAGGGUGUUUUCAAUCAGUCUUCCGAUACUUAGAUUCUCAUUCCUAGUAAUUUACUACAUUUUGUACUCGUAAACUCGUAAAUGAAUAAAAAUAAAUUAUUUCCUUU